Cricetulus griseus (Chinese hamster) is the source of this 630-nucleotide messenger RNA. Lineage: Eukaryota; Metazoa; Chordata; Mammalia; Rodentia; Cricetidae. The record is from RefSeq and is a predicted model, not a curated record.
AUGUGGUGGCUGUCCCCAGCUCUGCUUCUUCUCGGUUUCCCAGGCUGUUUCUCCAUCCAAGGUCCAGCAUUGGUGAGGGGCCCAGAGAAUGGAUCAGUGACCAUUCGAUGUCGCUAUAGCUCAAGGUGGCGAACGUACAACAAGUGGUGGUGCCGAGGAGCAGACUGGAUCACCUGCAGGGUCCUCAUUCGAACCAAGGGGUCAGAGGAAGAAAAGAAGAGUGGCCGGUUGUCCAUCAGGGACAACUGGAGGGAUAACUCACUCCUGGUUACCAUGGAGAUGCUUACGCAAAACGACACAGACACUUACUGGUGUGGUAUUGAAAAAUUUGGGACUGACCGUGGGACCAGAGUUAAAGUGACCGUUUACUCAGGAAAAGAUAGCAUGUCUUCUAAUGGACUUUCCACUAUGUCCACCAUGGACAGCAGUGCAUACAUGAUGUCUUCUGACUUGCACAACAGGACCCACUACAUACUCCUGAUGUUUGUGAAGGUGCCUGUCUUGCUCAUCUUGGCUGGUGUUGUCCUCUGGCUAAAGGGGUCAACUCAGAAGGUCUCUGAGGAACAGUGGAAACAUACCCUCUGCAGCAAUUUGGACUCUGAACUUCUGAUCAAAGACAUUGCUCCUUAG